AUGUCGAGGACGGCGACAGCCCAAGGAGGCAGUCGGUUUGCGUGGGCUGGCGCGAUGGCCGAUGGGACCGGCGACAUCCAUCCAUCGAAGGUGUGCUACACGGAAGCUCGGGACCCCUCGCAGUCGCUAUCAGGCAAGGGAACUAGCGAGAAAGUGAUGGUGCUGAUCACGGACACAUGGGCGCAUGCGGGACGGCGAGAUGAAGCUUCUCGCGAUGAUUGCUCGAACGUGGCGGGCACGCUGGCGCAGGCGUGUGUCGGCACCUGGCGCUUGACACUGUAG
Molecule: messenger RNA, 282 nt
Organism: Coniophora puteana RWD-64-598 SS2
Lineage: Eukaryota; Fungi; Basidiomycota; Agaricomycetes; Boletales; Coniophoraceae
Exons: 2
Coding region: 1-282 (93 amino acids)
Source: RefSeq, a predicted model, not a curated record